UCAGCUCCCGAGGCCACUGCAGCUCCCCCAGGGCCACUCAGCUCCCGAGGCCGUGCAGCUCCCAGGGCCACUCAGCUCCCGAGGCCGUGCAGCUCCCAGGGCCACUCAGCUCCCGAGGCCGUGCAGCUCCCAGGGCCACUCAGCUCCCGAGGCCGUGCAGCUCCCGAGGCCGUGCAGGAAGGUCUGCAGAAAGGAUCUCAUCUGCAGAUGGUUUUGCUGAAUCUGGGACGAACUGGCGGCCUUCCUGUGAUCUGUCCAGGGUCCAGACAUCUGGUGUGGGAGAAAGACUUAUAAACAACACAUGUCACAUGACCGGAUGAGGUAAGACCUAUAAACAACACAUGUCACAUGAUCGGAUGAGGUAAAACCUAUAAACAACACAUGUCACAUGACCGGAUGAGGUAAAACCUAUAAACACAUGUCACAUGACCGGAUGAGGUAAAACCUAUAAACAACACAUGUCACAUGACCGGAUGAGGAUUUAAGGAUUUAACUACAAUGACAACAUACGUUUCCCCAAAUGUUAUACGAAAAAUAAUGUUUUGGUAUUGAUGGACUGCCACUACAAGGCUGCUAUUGAUGGAUACCAUUGGACUGCCACUACAAGGCUGCUAUUGAUGGAUACCAUUGGACUGACACUACAAGGCUGCUAUUGAUGGAUACCAUUGGACUGCCACUACAAGGCUGCUAUUGAUGGAUACCAUUGGACUGCCACUACAAGGCUGCUAUUGAUGGAUACCAUUGGACUGCCACUACAAGGCUGCUAUUGAUGGAUACCAUUGGACUGACACUACAAGGCUGCUAUUGAUGGAUACCAUUGGACUGCCACUACAAGGCUGCUAUUGAUGGAUACCAUUGGACUGCCACUACAAGGCUGCUAUUGAUGGAUAUCAUUGGACUGCCACUACAAGGCUGGUAUUGAUGGAUACAUUGGACUGCCACUUCAAGGCUGCUAUUGAUGGAUACCAUUGGACUGCCACUACAAGGCUGCUAUUGAUGGAUACCAUUGGACUGCCACUACAAGGCUGCUAUUGAUGGAUACCAUUGGACUGCCACUACAAGGCUGCUAUUGAUGGAUACCAUUGGACUGCCACUACAAGGCUGCUAUUGAUGGAUACCAUUGGACUGCCACUACAAGGCUGCUAUUGAUGGAUACCAUUGGACUGCCACUACAAGGCUGCUAUUGAUGGAUAUCAUUGGACUGCCACUACAAGGCUGCUAUUGAUGGAUACCAUUGGACUGCCACUACAAGGCUGCUAUUGAUGGAUACCAUUGGACUGUCACUACAAGGCUGCUAUUGAUGGAUACCAUUGGACUGCCACUACAAGGCUGCUAUUGAUGGAUACCAUUGGACUGCCACUACAAGGCUGCUAUUGAUGGAUACCAUUGGACUGUCACUACAAGGCUGCUAUUGAUGGAUACCAUUGGACUGCCACUUCAAGGCUGCUAUUGAUGGAUACCAUUGGACUGCCACUUCAUUGUAUUUUCAGUUACAUUCUGGUCAAUAAAAAUGGUUGACAAUUUUGUUCUUUGUAAGAAAUACAUGGAACUACAACAGAAUAAAACACCAUUAACCAUCAUGCAUUGCUUACAUUCAUUCUAUACUGAAAAGUAUGUUCAGAAAAAUCAAAAACAGUACAUAUAGGCAUACAACCACAAAGUUUUAAUAGGGAAUAAAACAAUACAAAAUAUCUAUAUAUUCAUAACGUAAAAUAAAUAAAUGAAAUACAGGCGAUCGCGUCCAUGGUUGUUGCAAAGGCUUGUCGUCUACUGGUUAAAUUUGUGUCUUUCCGCACGAAUUAAGUAGCAAAUAAAUUAGUGUAUUUUUGAAGGAAUUGAGCCACACGAAAAUGCACAAAAACGCACGAAAUCUACUGAAAUACAUUUUGUACAUAUAUUUUAUGAUAUACUGUAUAUGCAUAUGUAUGUAUAUGUGCGAAUUGAAUGUGAGGCUGGGCUGGAAUUGCAGUAACAAGAAAACAGGCUACAAUAGCAUCGAGGCCAACUUCCUCUACUGUCUGCUUGGACCAGCACGGGUAUAUGGAUCCCCAAGGAAACCAUCAAAGCCCACUGUCUGCUUGGAUCAGCACGGAUAUAUGGAUCCCCAAGGAAACCAUCAAAGCCCACUGUCUGCUUGGAUCAGCACGGAUAUAUGGAUCCCCAAGGAAACCAUCAAAUCCCACUGUCUGCUUGGAUCUGCACGGAUAUAUGGAUCCCCAAGGAAACCAUCAAAGCCCACUGUCUGCUUGGAUCAGCACAGAUUUAUGGAUCCCCAAGGAAACCAUCAAAGCCCACUGUCUGCUUGGAUCUGCACGGAUAUAUGGAUCCCCAAGGAAACCAUCAAAUCCCACUGUCUGCUUGGAUCAGCACGGAUAUAUGGAUCCCCAAGGAAACCAUCAAAUCCCACUGUCUGCUUGGAUCAGCACGGAUAUAUGGAUCCCCAAGGAAACCAUCAAAUCCCACUGUCUGCUUGGAUCUGCACGGAUAUAUGGAUCCCCAAGGAAACCAUCAAAGCCCACUGUCUGCUUGGAUCAGCACGGAUAUAUGGAUCCCCAAGGAAACCAUCAAAUCCCACUGUCUGCUUGGAUCAGCACGGAUAUAUGGAUCCCCAAGGAAACCAUCAAAGCCCACUGUCUGCUUGGAUCAGCACGGAUAUAUGGAUCCCCAAGGAAACCAUCAAAGCCCACCUGCCACCUGAGUUCAAGGACUAUCCAGACACCCAGGUAGUGAUGGACUACACUGAACUCCACUACCAGACACCCAGGUAGUGAUGGACUGCACUGAACUAAAAUGCCAGACACCAUCUUCACUACUACUGCAGAGUGAGGUGUUUUCUUCCUACUAGACACACUGUACCUUUAAGGGCAUGUUGGGAACGUCACCACAUGGAGCUGUCACUGCUGUGUCAUGGUUGUGUCCUGGAUCUGUGAGUGACAAGGAGAUCUGCAAGCAGUCUGGAAUUAUUUCCUCACUCACCCCUGACAUGGCCAUUAUGGUGGAUAAGGGCUUUCUCCUAGAUGACAUGGUUCCAUCUACCAGCCAACCUUUCUGUCAAGACGUACCAGCACAUGAGGUUAGGAAGACCCAAUCCAUUACCAGGCUAAGAGUGCAUGAGGUUAGGGAGACCCAAUCCAUUACCAGGCUGAGAGUGCAUGAGGUUAGGAAGACCCAAUCCAUUACCAGGCUGAGAGUGCAUGAGGUUAGGAAGACCCAAUCCAUUACCAGGCUGAGAGUGCAUGAGGUUAGGGAGACCCAAUCCAUUACCAGGCUGAGAGUGCAUGAGGUUAGGAAGACCCAAUCCAUUACCAGGCUAAGAGUGCAUGAGGUUAGGGAGACCCAAUCCAUUACCAGGCUGAGAGUAUAUGAGGUUAAGGGAGACCCAAUCCUUUACCAGGCUGAGAGUGCAUGAGGUUAAGAGAGACCCAAUCCAUUACCAGGCUGCAUGUUGAAAGAUCCGUAAAAGAGCACCAGCUGUUAGACAGUCAUCCCCCUGACCAUCUCAGGAGGCUGUUUGACAGUCAUCCCUCUGACCAUCUCAGGAGGCUGUUAGACAGUCAUCCCCCUGACCAUCUCAGGAGGCUGUUAGA
Messenger RNA from Oncorhynchus tshawytscha (Chinook salmon), 3587 nucleotides. RefSeq lists its product as uncharacterized. The record is from RefSeq and is a predicted model, not a curated record. NCBI's taxonomy places the organism in Eukaryota, Metazoa, Chordata, Actinopteri, Salmoniformes, Salmonidae. The transcript has 3 exons. Bases 1851 to 2768 code for a protein of 305 amino acids.